AUGGCGGCUGUUCACAACGGUCACAUCAAUGGCGGUGGUGCCAACGGCGCCUACGUCAGCAAGCGCUUCUCCGACAUCCCUCAGAACCUCGAUGUGCCCUUCUCCGGCGACCAGGAGGAUGAGGUCGUGGAACUCAACCUCGAGGAACUGGGCGACGACCCGACCGAGCUGUGUACCCUAUUCGAGAACGAGCACGUUGCCCGCACCUACUGGAUGACGGUGGCCAUCGCCUAUGCCAAACAGAACAACAUCGACCAUGCCAUUGAGAUGCUCAUCCGCGGCGGCAGCGCCAUGGCCACCAACAACCCCAAGGAGAAGCUGAGCAUGGUUUGCGGUCUUUGCUGGAUGUACCUCUGGAAGAGUCGCGAGGCACCGCGUGUUCCCUCUGAUGGCGCCCUGGCCUCCGAGACCAAGACCAAGGAGUACUAUCUGAACCAGGCGACCCAGUCCCUCAAUGAAGCUCUCCGCAUCAACCCGGCCUUCCCUCCGCUGUUCCUCGCGCGCGGCGUCAUCUACCUUCUCCGGGCUUCCCUCGUGUCGCCAUCCAAGGCCGCGGGCCCCAGCAGCAUCGAUCCCGAGAAGGCAGAUCUUCUACGUAAUGCGCUGAAGUGCUUCGAGGAUGCGAUUCGCGUGUCCCAUGGCAAGAACGUGCUGGCCCUGAUGGGCAAGGCAAGAGCGUUAUUCUCUCUAGGGAAAUAUCCCGAAGCCUGCUCGCUAUACCAGGACGUCCUGCGCAAGAUGCCAGAUAUGGUCGAUCCAGAUCCCCGCAUUGGUAUCGGAGCUUGUUUCUGGCAGCUCGGCUUCAAAGAUGACGCCAAGCAGGCCUGGGAGCGAAGUUUGGAGCUCAAUCCCGAGUCCAAAAUUGCCAACAUCCUGCUCGGCCUCUACUACCUCGACUCCAGCGCAAAGGUGCCAACAAAUAGCCCCGACUUCAUCCGUCUUUACAAGAAGGCCAUGACCGAGUUUACACAAAAGUCUUUCAAGAUGGACAAGAACCAGCCGCUGACUUGCGCUACUUUUGCCGGUUAUUUCUUAUCCCGAAAGCAGUUGUCAAAUGUUGAGUCACUUGCCAACAAGGCCCUUCAAUAUACCGAUGUCAACAACGUCGCCAGUGACAGUUGGUACCUACUUGCGCGGAAGGAGCAUGUCGAGGGCAACGUCGAGAAAGCCACCGACUACUACCGCCGUGCCGACGAGGCUAGAGGAGGCAUCGACAGAGGAUAUCUUCCCGCUAAAUUUGGUGUUGCACAGCUGUCCGUGUUGAACAAUGAUCUUGGCGAGGCCAAGCUACGCCUAGAGAAGAUGAUCCAACAGUCCAAGAACUAUGAAGCAAUGGUUCUUCUCGGUACCCUGUAUGCCGAGGAAGUUUUCAUGAACCAGUAUGCCGCCGUCAAGGAGGACAAGACCACGGAAAUGGCCAAGGCUAUUCAGUACCUCGAAAACGUUCGUGCAAUCUGGAAGGACCCGAAGAAGAGCCAGCUGCCGGAUGCCUCGGUGCUACUGAACCUUGCUCGAUUGUACGAGAAUGACCAGCCCGCAAAGGCUCUUGAGUGCCUACAGCAGGUGGAGCAGCUUGAACUAGACCGAAUACCACCCUCUGGCCGCCCAUCAGAUGCCGAGGAUGAAUCGGCUAUGCGCAGUGCCCUACGCAAGAAUCUUCCGCCCCAACUUCUUAACAAUAUCGGGUGUUUUUACUCGCAAGCUGAAAAGCAUAGCACUGCGAGCGAGAUGUUCGAGGCCGCAUUGGGAGCCUGCAUGCAAAUCGGGGAGAAGGACCAAGACAUGGACACCGAUGCAUUGGUUACCACCAUCAGUUUCAACCUUGGCCGGAGCUACGAGGCUCAAGGCCUCACGGACGGGGCAGUCGAGGUGUAUGAACGAUUGACCGCGCGACACAGCGAUUACACUGAUGCCCAGGCUCGACUUGCUUACAUCAAGCUGCGCCGAAACCCUAACAAGGAGGGCCCCGACGCUGUUGCCAAGCUCUACCAGGAGAGCCCAUCCGACCUAGAUGUUAGAGCCCUCUAUGGUUGGUAUUUGGGCAAGGUUCAGUCUAGGAAACGACCUGCCAAUGUGAACGAGGACCCAGAGCUGCGACACUACAAGCACACCCUCCAACAGUAUGACAAGCACGAUCGAUACGCGUUGGUAGGCAUGGGCAAUCUUUACAUGAUGGCGGCCCGCGAGAUGCGCCGAGAGACGGACCACGAGAAGCAGAAACGAUCUGCCAUGUACAGCCGCGCUGUGGAGUUCUUCGAGAAAGCCCUGCAGCUAGACCCUAAGAACGCUUACGCUGCGCAAGGUAUUGCAAUCUCUCUUAUCGAGGACAAGAAGGACUUGAAGUCUGCAUUGCCGAUCUUCCUCAAGAUCCGCGACACAGUGAAAGAUUCCCUCGUCUUCGUCAACCUGGGCCAUAUCUACGCCGAACUCCGUCAAUUCUCGAAAGCCAUUGAGAGCUACGAGAUUGCAUUGUCAAAGGAAAGCAAGACUAAUGAUACGGGCAUCUUGGCAUGCCUCGGGCGAACUUGGUUAAACAAGGCGAGACAUGAAAAGGACAUGGACGCCUACAGGACUGCCCUCGAUUAUGCCAAAAAGGCCUUGGAAAUUGCUCCAGAUCAGGUCCAUUUCAAGUUCAACGUUGCAUUUGUGCAAAUUCAGCAGGUGCAAGCAAUCUCCAAUGUCCCUGAAGCACAACGGACAUCUUUCCAGUUGCAGGAUGCUCUGGAGGAGUUGGAGGCAGCCAUCAAAUCUCUUGAGGAGAUUGCUGCUCACCCUCAGCCUCCUUAUCCCAAGUCAGACCUGGAACAGCGAGCGAGCUUUGCAAAGACGCAGCGCAACCAGCUCUCCAGGAAGAUUGAGGAGCAGAAAGAGUACGAGGAGAAAAACAAAGAGAAGCUACAGGCAGCAAUGGAGAUGCGCCAAGCAGAGAUGAAGCGUCGCGAAGAGCAGCGUGAAAAGGCUUUAGCCAUCGAACGUGAACGUCAAGAAAAGAUUCGCAAGCAGCGUGAAGAGAUUGCUGCCAAGGAUGCCGAACUGACGAAGCAGCGUAUCGAGGAGGAGAAGGCUCGCCAGGAAGCCGAGAUGACCACUGACAGUGAGACUGGCGAAAAGGUGAAGCGGAAGAAGAAGAGCAGACCGAGGGUUGAAGGCAAGCCCAAGAGUCGCCCCAGAAAGAAGAAGGGUGAGGACGACGAUGAGUCUGGCUCAGAAGAGGAGCAGCCCAAGAAGAAGCGCCGUCUCACCAAGAAAGAGACCAAACCAAGCGGCAAGUACAAGUCAGCCGAAAUCAUUGUCGACAGCGACGAAUCGGACAACGAUGAUGCCUUGGAGCGAGCUGAGCGCGCCAUCGGCAGCGAUUCGGGUCGCUCUGAUGCUGGCGACCGAUCAAAGGCUGGCAGUGACGACGAGGAUCGCAUGGAGGUCGAUAACGGUGCUGGUGGAGUGGACGAGGACGAGGAGGCAGCAGGCACUUCCAGACGCCGUGCCCGGCAACGUGGGAGAGUCCUCGAUGACAGUGACGAGGACGAGGAUGACGGAGGCGCAGAGCCUGGCGCCGAUAAGUCUGGAGCAGAAGAUGAAGAGGCACCGGCCGUAGACACUAGCAUGGCCGAUGCUGCCGACGAUGACGACGAGGAGUAG
Neoarthrinium moseri is the source of this 3639-nucleotide messenger RNA. RefSeq lists its product as uncharacterized. Gene Ontology annotation, molecular function: RNA polymerase II complex binding. Lineage: Eukaryota; Fungi; Ascomycota; Sordariomycetes; Amphisphaeriales; Apiosporaceae. The coding region runs from base 1 to 3639 and encodes 1212 amino acids. The record is from RefSeq and is a predicted model, not a curated record. Gene Ontology annotation, biological process: regulation of DNA-templated transcription. The transcript is spliced from 2 exons. Gene Ontology annotation, cellular component: Cdc73/Paf1 complex.